Molecule: messenger RNA, 1064 nt
Organism: Ziziphus jujuba (common jujube)
Lineage: Eukaryota; Viridiplantae; Streptophyta; Magnoliopsida; Rosales; Rhamnaceae
Exons: 1
Coding region: 202-819 (205 amino acids)
Biological process (GO): carbohydrate derivative metabolic process
Molecular function (GO): carbohydrate derivative binding; isomerase activity
Source: RefSeq, a predicted model, not a curated record
AAAAAAAAAAAUUGUCCCAUUCAUUGUGCACUUACUGCCCAACUCAAAUCACCCAAUUCUCCACUCCUUCCCACCCAUUCAUUCUCUUUAAAGAUAAAGCAAUCCAUAAUUCAAAAAACACAGAGAGGUAAGAGAGAGUGAAAGUGUUUCUAUUUUGAAAAUAGGAAUAGAAAACAAAAAAGCUAAAGUCAAAUUAGAGAAAUGGCUUCCCAAUCCCAAAACCCUUCAAUGGCUUCGCUUUCCUCACAAAUAUGCAACCACAUAGCCUCCAUCUUCUCCAAACCAACCCACCCCCACCCACCAGUCUUAGACAUCUUAGUCGCCGAGAUUUCCUCCACGGCCGCUCGAAAUGGCCGGGUCUUCCUCUAUGGGGUGGGCCGAGAGGGCCUCAUGCUUAAGGCCUUUUGUAUGAGACUCUUCCACCUGGGCCUCUCGGCUCACUUCGUCUUCGACGUGACUACGCCUCCAGUUACCAGCAACGACCUCCUCAUCGCCUCCGCUGGCCCAGGCGGAUUCUCCACCGUCGACGCGUUAUGCUCCGUCGCACGAUCGUACGGUGGCAGAGUGUUAUUACUGACGGCUCAGCCGGAGACAGGAUCGUGUGUGAAGCAUGCGAGUGUGGUUGGAUACAUCCCCGCGCAGACGAUGGCAGACGACUCUGAUGAUGGAGAGGUGGCGAAAUCUAGGCCGUUGCUUCCGAUGGGGAGUGUGUAUGAGGGAGCUUUAUUCGUGUUGUUUGAGAUGGUGGUGUACCAGUUGGGCGAUGUAUUGAAUCAGAGCCCCGAGGCUGUACGAGCUCGCCAUACCAAUCUGGAAUGAUAUUAGGCCACGUGUAUAGGAAUGACCUUAAUACUUUCCCCCACUCUCUUAUUUUAUUUAUUUAAAUUGGUUUAUCCCAAAAACAAAAAUAAUAAAAAAUGGUAAUUGUGAGAAUGGGGUUUAGCAUUUGGAAGGUGAAUAAAACUUUGUAAUAAUUUUGUCUAGAUGUCUUAUUUUAUUUUAUCUGAUUAAUUUUGCAAUGCAUUAUGUUAUCUGAAGAUUGAAUUGAAUAUUUUCUUUUUGCA